Messenger RNA from Xyrichtys novacula (pearly razorfish), 13314 nucleotides. The record is from the annotation of a GenBank genome assembly. NCBI's taxonomy places the organism in Eukaryota, Metazoa, Chordata, Actinopteri, Labriformes, Labridae.
GACCUGGUGGGGUUAUACUGGGGCAAUUUGCCCUGCCUUUGAUCAUCCUUCAGAGGUGGUAGCAGAGGCGCAAUGGGGAAUAUGGUGGCGAGAUGUGCCUCUAGUGCUUUUGCAGCUUUAUUACAGCGCUGAUAACAACAUAUUAUUGUCUGUUAGAUUUCAAGGGGGCCCAUGCUACCCCUGGCCACCAUUUUAGACACACCCCUGAUUAUUGAGGGUUCUUGUCUGGUGGUUAUUCACAAAGAGCAGUUUCAGUGGCUCCCCAAUAUAACUUCUGACAGAACUGAAGGGAUUUUAAAAUGCUUUGAUUAACAAUAUAAUAAAUUGUGAAUGUAUAAUUGAAUUUUCAUACAUAUUUACGUGUGGCAAAGGUAUAAUAAUUCGAUUAUAAAUCAAAUUAAAUACAGUUGAAUGAGAAAAAGAGUCUGUUUUUGUAAUGAAGUUCCCUGAGUUUUGUGAAUCAACUUGAGCUGCAAUUUUGUGCGACGCCACACUGACCCCUUGUGUUUGAAGAGAAGCACUUCACCCUAUCUUCAUUAAAAGAAUUCCUACCAUAAAUGUCGUCGAAAUAAGUAGUUUAUUUCUCCUGUAAACUACUCAAAUCCAUUAAAAAUCACGAUGUAUAGUGGGAAGAAAACGCGCAGUUAAGUUUCUGAAUGAAUGUUGAACACUUAGGCCCCGCCCCCCCUUCGUCACGAGCGAAAAUACACGGAAGUGGGUCUGAACUUGUCAACAAGAAAGGCCGACUGACAUGGUAACGUACUCGUCUUCUUCGCUUUUUAAAUGUCAUUUUAUCACAUUAUUACCGCCUCUUAGCCACAUAUUAUAGUUUGUUUAGGUAGUUAACUCUUCUAUAAGGUACUUGACGGUAUUUUUUUGCGGUGUCGCCACCUGAAAAAACGCGUUUUAACGAAGACAGAAGUGAGGAUAUUAGCGUUAGCAGCUAGCUCGACAGGAUGCUAACUAUUAAAGCUCUUGUGACUGAAGAGGGUGAGCAGCUGCUCCCUCAAAACGAAACUAUCCCACAGCCUUAUCUCUACUUACAGGCGACUGAGUUUGACAUGUGAAGACUAAAACAAGAUAUCCUGGUAGUUUUAUGUAGCUGGGGAUGAAAGAAAAGACUUAAAAACGGCGCUUUUGUCGGGGGUUUAUUCUCGGAAAUGGUAGUGUUUCUGGCGUCAUUGUGAGAGGAUUAGAGGAAGGAAAUCGCGGUUUGUGUGUGUGUUCGUGUUCGUGUGCGUGUGUGUGUGUGCAAGAUCAAAAUAAGGUCCACAUCAACAGGCCCUGCUUAUAAUUCCCGUGUAUUGUCUUUGUCAGGAAACAACAAUGAAGGGUUUAUUCUGUUCACUGCAGACUUAUUACCCAAAAGUAAAAACAUUAAUGACUCAAUCAGUUGGUUUACAAUCCUCAAUCUUUUUAAUAAGACCUUAGAAAGUUCAGAUUAGGGUGGAAAUAAAUCCCAAUUUAAGUUCCACAGACAUAAAUCAAAAGAGUUAUAGGAAUCAAGCUGAUAUGUUGGAAAAAGUUGCGAUCAUAACCCUGAAUGUCCAUUUCAAGACACGUUGACAGAGGUGGGGGCUUGACGACUCGACUCAAGACUCGACUUUGACUUGAGUCCCGUUUUUGACUUGCUUGAUGAAAUCAAGAAACGAUUUGGACUCACUUGGGACUUGAUUGCUAAAGACUUGAGACUUGACCUGAGCCCAGUGACUUGAAAAGUCAAGUCAAGUCUUUUCAAGUCAUUUAAUACCUUACAACAAGCCCAAACCGUUUAAAAAGUGUCGCAUCAACUGAUAGUCAGAAAUUACGGCCGUUGGUAACACUGUGUUGUGUUGCCAAGUCUGCUUAUUUCCUGCAAAAAUUUUGCUUGUUUCUGGAGGUCUGUUUCCUUAUUUCUCUCACGAAACUUGGCAACGCUGUCUCAAACUCUAGCCUCCCUCAUGACGACAACACCGGGAGGACUGAACAUAUAUCGCUCUGUAAGGACUUGAUUGGGACUCGAAACAAAAAGUUCAGGACUUGGACUUGACUUGGGACUUGUCUGUGUUGACUUGGACUUGACUCGAGUCUUGAGAGCAAAGACUUGAGACUCGACUUGGACUUGCAACAUAACAUAAACAACAUGCGUUUGUUUGUGUCAGUGUUUUAACUGUGUGCCCUCUUUGUCAUCUAAAGUGCUCCUGUUCUCACAUUGCUGUGUAUUUGGUGAAUAGAAGCUGCUGCUAAUUAGAGACGUAACCAUAUGAAAAUUUAACAUCACCAUUAUUGUGACCAAACUUAUCCCGGUUAUCAGUAUUAUCAUGGUAUUGUUGAAAUAUGUUCACAAUGUUUAAAAAGUACUUAUAAACACCCUGAAAUCAUUUAACAAAGUUUUAUUUUGAAAAAACAAUCAAAAUAACACGCAGAAUGAACUUUUCCUGAAUGUUAAAUAACAGGGGAACGAUAAGCUUAAAAAAAACAAAGAUGGGGCCUUAAAAGAGCCAGAGGUAAUCAACACUAGCACUAGUAAUAACAAUGUAAUGUGCCAGUGGCAUAAACAUAAUAACAAAUAGAUAAAAUGUAAAUAAAAUGACAUUCAUUAUUGUGCAAAUUGUAGGAGUCUUCAGUGCUCAAAAAUGUCUACUCUUACAAAUAUAAAACAAUACAACAUGUAAACAAAUAUGUAGUGCAGGUCUUUAAAAUAACAUAAAAUAUGUAAACUAUUAAAAUGAACCACACCGAUUGUCUGUUUUCUCCAUCAUAAGGUGCUGCUGACUUUGUUUACUACUUGUGACUGAAAUUUUAAAAUAUCAGCAUAUUUACUUUCUUGUUUGAGCCGUGAUCUGCGAGGGGAAACUGUGAGCCCGCUGGCACUGAAUAUUCACUCGGAUGGCACGCUGGUUGCUGCGAUGCACAAACGCUUCCUGGCAACCCUCGCAACAAUAAAAAAACAUUCAAGUUUACUAAAGUGCUGCACAAUAAAUUAAAAGAACAGACACUAAAGAAAACAUCAAGAGGAAAUAAAUAAAACAGGUAAAAAAUAAAUAAAUAAAUGAAAUAAAAACACCAAAGGCAUAAAAGACAUAAAAGGACAGAGAUCACACAGCUUUCAUGCUGAGCUAAAAGCCGAGGAAUAAAAAUGAGUUUUAAGACGUGAUCUUUGAUUUAUGAUCAAUCUUUGUUUCCUUCUCUUCACAGGGGAAGUCUUCCUGAACAAAUCUACAAAAAUGGCUCCUUUCUGAUCAUUUUUUUUACCCCGUCAAGCCCUCAGUUUUUAACUUUAUUUCCUGCAUCUCAGAGGAGAGGCGUUUCCACCAUGACCGUCACUUACAACCUCUGCGCCCUUUUAGUUUUCACUUUAACAGGUGAGUGAAUACGCUGUUAUAUCAGUGCGUGUUGAUCUUUGAGCUCUGAGUGUAUCAAGCUGAGGUUUGUUGACAUUUGUCAUGUCGGAGAGCUUUCAUGAUCUGUGAAACACCGGCCUGACUCGCUCUGUUAUCUUUUUUUUUAUUCGCAGUGUGCAGCCGCCUCGAGCCCGCCCUCUGCUCUGGUAAGGAGACAAACUAAUCAGCUCUUUAUUUUAUGUUACGACUGUGGAUAUACGACUGUGCACUAUUCUAACUUCAACCCUCUUCCCUCUUGCCUCGUUGCGUCUUAGCCCGCUGUGGACACACCCUCCAGGUCUUGGACAGUAAAGUGGGAGAGAUCAGGAGUUCUGCUUACCACAGCUGGUCCUACCGCUUUGGCUCCACUUACGACUGCUGGAUCAUCAAGGGGGAGGAGGGAGAACCCAUCAUCUUAAGGUAAGGACAUCAUAAUUACAAUCAUUUGGCUCAAGCUUGAUUUUGACUCGGGAUAAAAACACUGCAUUGGGCUGAACGUCUCGAAGGUAUCCUGACAAGAAUAGACAAUCACAGAGAGACUUAGGAUCAGGAACAGGUUAGAUUUACUCGUGUCGCUGUAUUGGAUGAUGUCACCUGAGAACAAAGUGGACUAACUUGUCGUGGAGGAGAAGAUUAACACGCUCAAAGUCAAAUCACAGCAAGACAAGGAGAAAAAUCCACACGCAGACAAACAGCUUUUAAAAAAUCAGAGACUUGUUUCCAACCAAGUUCAGGUAGGCGACGAGCUGCAACGUGAUUUUCGUCGGCUUGAGCUGUUCCGCCAGCGGGACAACCUGCGUACAUUGGCCUCUAUGCAGAGUUGGCACCGUUUACCUAGAGCCACAUAGUUAUGUAACAGGAUGGGUGUAGUGUCAACAAAAUCACCGCACACAUUAAGAGCCUCCUGUUAGUUGUACUACGAGUUUUAGUUUGGGAAAAAGUACUUUAACAGAUCUGUGGGGUCACCCCCAACCAUAACAAGCAAAUGUAAGAAUUCAUGAGUUCAAGUAAAUUUCAAAUCAUGUACUUUUGCUUUUAUUUAAUCAAAGUGGCUCUCGUUCUCCAUAACCGGGAAUAGCAACAGCAGUGCGGUUAUAUCUACUCGGCAUCCUCGCUGUCAACGUUGGGUGUUAAAUAAGGGACCAUCAAUAAACUACUAGUUGAUGAUCUCAAAAAAGGCUGUUUUCCUUCAAUAACUUCCAUGUCACGUGACCAAUUGACCUAAAAUUGAUUUCAAAUAAUAACACUAAGGUCGGACGAUAAGACACAACUCUUUAUUUCCCGAAUUUGUCCUCUAAACAAAUUUUGUGUUAAAUUUGUUGGCAAAUUUUGAACAUUUCCUUCAAUAGCUUCCAUGUCAUGUGACCAAAAGACCUUAAAUUGAUUUCAAAUAAUAGUACUUAUGUCGACCAAUAAGACAAACAGUAUUUGAUCAGUUUUUAUUGCGUCCCUUAAGUUCUUUGUAGGGAUGGGAAUCAAGAACUGGUUCCAAAUGGUUCAAUCCAUCGACAUUGUUUACACUUCAUUUUAACGAUUCCCUUAACGAUUCCUUUCUUCCGGGUGCUUUGGAAAACAGUUUUGUGAGAGAAGAACAGAGACUUUGAGGAAAACAAAAUGGUAGAUGGAACGAAAAGUAGGCAGAAACCAUCUAAAGUGUGGCUUCAUUUUACUAAGAGAGACGACAACAAGUUUUGAGUUUGUGUAGCGUGGACUGAGUUAGAAGCGUGUAAAAAACACUCAACCCGACCAGAAAAACCCUCAAAAUUUUGCGCGGGACUCCACCCUGUGUAGCCGUGUCCUCUUUUUGGAGAUCCAGAAUAUGGUCACCCUGAUUUGACUUAAUACCAACCAAAGUAACUGCUGUACGAAUAGUUUGGCGUUCGAUUGUUUUUAGACUCUCACUGAAGGUGGCAUACGUCUUUUUCUGUUAUCAAAGACUCAAUACAACUUUGAGUUAACAUUGAAAACUUAUAGUCUAUUUUUUUAAAAUCAAAGAAAGGCAUCAAUAAGGGAAUCGUUAAAGAAUUGAAUCAAUAAUCAGAAUCUUUAAUGGCAUUGAUAUCGAUAAAGUCUUAUCAAUUCCCCUCCCUAGUUCUUUGUGUGCUCCUUACUUUUUUAACUUCGGAGCACCUUGUGAAAAAAGUUUGUGUAAAGCCCUGUGUUUUAUUGUCUCUAACUUUAUUGAUCGAUCUUCUCCUCAGCUUCUCCCAGUUCUCGGCUCGCUGCAGGAAGGAAUGGGUGACGAUAAAAUCCUCGGCUGGCGGAGAGCCCAUCGUCCUCUGCGGCUCCAAGCUGCCGCAGCCAAUCGAGUUCCCGGGGGGGAACAUUUCAGUGACGCACCACUUCCUCCCUCAUCAGUUCCCCGUGUCAUCUUUUCUGCUGAACUACGCCAGAGGUUUGAAAUCCUGAUGUUUUUUUUCUUAGAGUAAAAUCUUUAAAGAUUGAAUUAAACUUUAAAAAGUUUCCCCUCUUCUCUGCAGACACUGGUGAGUGCCCGGUUACAUCGUUCGAGUGCCUCGGGGGCCGCUGCCUGCCCCUCUCUUGGCGCUGUAACGGUCAGGUGGAGUGUCUAAACGAAGGCGCCGGCCUCGGGACAGACGAGCAGGGCUGUGACACGGAAAAAGACACAACAGAACCCUUUAGUAAAUACGGCGACACAGAAGUGGACGACGCCAGAGCCGAGCUGAACACGGUGAGGAACUACGACAGAGACUCAGAGAGGAGUAAACCCGCAGGCUUCGAUUCCGAGUCCGAUCUGUGGUCACUGCUAGGAGAUCGGAAGGAGGAGAAGGCGCAGGUGGAUCGAGAGCAGCCCCAGACUCACAGGGAGCCGGUGGUGACGCCUGCUCCCAUCGAAUGGCCCUGCGGUGGGCUCCUCCAGAACUUCUACGGGACUUUCUCCCCUCCGGCCAUCCGCGGCCCCGCCAUGUUCUGCGUUUGGACUCUAGACCCGCAAGACUCGAGGCCCCUGAGGUUGGACCUGCAGCAGCUGGUUUUAGGGCCCGGGGAUCGACUCACAGUGUACAACAGAGAGCAGGGGAAAGGAGACAUCAUCAAGAUCGUGAGUUUCAGUUCCACCAGAAAUCAGCAGAUAUUUGAGUAAAUUAACCCGCCAAAGUCAGAAAUGUCACGUUAGUCAAAGCUGCUAAAAUCCCCAAAAACGGCGUCGCUCCACAUUUUUUAAAUCACGCUAAUGUCUGACAGUUUCUCGGUUAAAAAAAAAACUGGUUUGGUAACAUCGUGUCCACUCCCCUCAUUUCAACAGAUCACCAGCACCUCCAACUACAAGUCAGUCCAGGUUGAAUCCCACACCGGUCUGCUCUCCAUGACUUACGAGACCCUCCCGGGCUCCGAAGGCAGCGGCUUCAACGCCACCUUCCACGUCGGGACCUACUGCCCCCCCUGGGAGGGCCGCUGCGGAGGAGCGGCGGGAGGUUGCUUCACCCAGGAGCAGCGCUGCGACGGGAAGUGGGACUGCCCGGAGACGGGGAAGGACGAGGAGGGAUGCAGGGGCUGCAGCCUGAACCAGUUCGCCUGCGGGCUCGCGGGGCAGAGGGCGAUGGCGUCCAGCCACUUCGCAGGCAGACCGGUUUGCUACCCCGUCUCAGAGAGAUGCAACUACCAGCUGUACUGCGCUGACGGCAGCGACGAGAGGGACUGUACGGUGUGUCAGCCGGGAACCUUUCAUUGUGACAGCGACAGGUUAGUGUGUUUUUUCAUUCAUUCUGGCUCCAAAUUUAGAGGUUUUAGGCUGAUCCCAGACCACGAGGGCAGUCACAGUCCCUCUACAAGUUCCAGUUCGUCACUGUUUAGCUGUUGUUUCGUUUUUCUCCAGACUGUAUUGCCAAACGAGUCCUCAUUGUGGUCAGGUUAAUUAUCCAGGCUAGGUGUGUUUUGUCUAAAACACAAGGGUGUGAGUCAGAGGGUGUUGUGUGUGAGAAUAAAGAUAGAUAUUUUUAAGUUUGGGACCAAGACUGGAGCUGACGUUUGAGAAUAUCUGCAUGUUUGUAAAAUUGAAUGCGCCUAUGAAGAACUUUGGCUUUUUAGAACAGCCUGAAAUGAACAGUGACGUCUUUUCAUGAUCAGUAAAAGUAGACCAAAACCACAACAGACAAGAAUGACAGUGUCCGUAUUUUUCGCACUAUAUGGUGCGCUUAAAAUCUGUUUGGCUUGCCGGAGCACUGCAGCUACCGUAGCCUCGCGGAGAUAUUGAAUGAGAUAAAUAAAGUUUGACUUUUCUGACUGUUUUGUUUGGCUUAAUGCACUUUAUAAACCGAUGAAAAUAGUUGGGAAUAGACACAUUCGUCGAUGGUGCGCCUUAUAGUGCGAAAAAUACGGUAAUUGUAUUUAAUGGGCUGUGAGCAGGGAGGGGUUUAAUGAGAUCAUUAAAUAUUCUCAGCGACGCCUUAAAAGACAGCAGGGUGACAUUAUUUAUUGUCAGAGAACAUUACAUGCAAAUAUACGGUACAAAAUCAGCAAAUAUGUAAUGACCACUUUGUCCAGAGGGGGCGCCAAAUUCAACACAGACAAAAUGUUCCUCAUAGGAGCUUUAAAAACUUAAAUAAUCUGAUACUUUGAUACUUGAUUGACUUUUUUACAUUUUAUUCUAAUGUUAAUUUAACAGGGACAGUACAAACAACAAUGCCACAAGAAAUAGAAAUAAAGGACGUCUCGCUUCGGUUCAUUUGCAGUCUUUGUUCCUGGUCAGGCUUUAAUGUAGGAUGAAAUAUACUGAAUACGAUAAAUGCAAUAAUACAAAUACAGUGGAUAAUAUAGUGAAUGGACAGGUGACACGAAUAAAUAAACACAGCAACAAAAUUUAGAUUAAACUAUUACACAAGUUAAACUUAACACGAACAUGAACAUCAGCGAAUCGAGGCUAAAAAUUCUGAUUUUAAUAUAAACUUAACUUACUCUGGAUUCAUUCUGAAACUGCAUUAAUGGAAAUAAAAGAUUCAGAAUAAAGAAAGAGCUAAAUUUUUAUAUUUUCACUGGAGCAUCAGAUUGAUUUGAGCUAACGUAGUCAGACUGGUUCAUCCUGGUGAAUUGUGCUGCAUGUACGGUUGUUAAUUCUACAUCAUCCAGCUUUUUAAAAACAGCUGAUUUGACAGACCUCCCUGCGGUAGAGGCGGCCAUCUUGUUUGUUGUUAGUCGUCAUCUUUAAAGAAGGGACUGUGAUUGAUCUAGUAUCCACUGAAGGGAAAUGACAACGCUUUCAGACACACCUGCCAGACAAAAGUGAGGACGAGGCGAGGAUUUAGUAAAAAAAUAACAAACUUAAGAACUUUUUAAUCUGACCUAUCCAGUGUCUUUCCUCAAAUCAGCUUGUCAUCCUGUAUUCUGAGUCGCCCCUCAGCGUGCAGCUCCACCUCUCUCAUUCUCACAUUUUCCGACACACAAACGCUGCAUUGUACUCUGUCCGCAGGUGUGUGUUCGAGAGCUGGCGCUGCGACGGCCAGGUGGACUGCAAGGAUGGAACGGACGAGCUAAACUGCACAGUCAUCCUGCCCCGAAAGGUCAUCACCGCGGCAACAGUGGGCAGCCUGGUCUGCGGGCUGCUGCUGGUCAUAGCCAUGGGCUGCACCUGCAAACUGUAUUCACUCCGGACCAGAGAGUACAGGUAAAUGUUCCCGUAGUUCUCAUGAUCGGAGACAGUCUGUGUAGUCGGAACACGGCGUACUCCACUCAGACAAGACAGACUCUGCUGUUGUUGUUGUUGUGAAGUGAGUGUGAGCCUCCCACAUGCAGAGUAACAAAGCCAGAGUGUGUUACAUCAUGUGUACUCCUCUGACAAAGUUUCAACUCUUUAUGAAGUGAAAACUUUACAACAAAAACGUCACAUGCACACUGAAAAGAUUCACCCUAAAACACAAGAAUCAAAGUGCUCUCAGCGUGUGACGACGACUUCAUGAGUGGAUGUGUCUUUUGCAGCUUGUUUGCGCCAAUCAGCCGCCAGGAAGCGGAGCUUAUCCAGCAGCAGGCUCCUCCUUCGUACGGUCAGCUGAUCGCCCAGGGCAUUAUCCCCCCUGUGGAGGACUUCCCCACAGAAAACCCAAACGAGGUGAGAAGAAAGAGCACAGAAGAAGCUUGGACUAGUCUGCAGAAAAGCACAUUGUUGUUGUAUUUAUCUAGAAAUUAGUCGCAUUGGAACGUCCCCUCCUUUGACUCUGAUCCAGGGUUUGACACAAACUUUUUUUCACAAGGAGCACACAAAGAACUUUAGGGACACAAUCAAAAUUGAUCAAAUAAUGUUUGUCUUAUUGGUCGACAUAAGUACUAUUAUUUGAAAUCAAUUUUAGGUCUUUUGGUCACAUGACAUGGAAGUUAUUGAAGAAAAUUUGCCUCUAAAUUAAACACAAAUAUUUUAGAGGACAAAUUCAGGAAAUAAAGAGGUGUGUCUCAUUGGUCGACAUAAGUACUAUUAUUUAAAAUCAAUUUCAGGUCAAUUGGUCACAUGACAUGGAAGCUAUGGAAGGAAAACAGCCUUUUCUGAGAACAUCAACUAGUAAUUUAUUGACGGUCCCUUAUUCAACACCCGACAUUGACAGCAAAGGUGCCGAGUAGAUUUAACCACACUGCUGUUGCUAUUCCCGGUUAUGGAGAGUGAGAAGACACCGGUAGACCCGCAGUGAAUGUCCGUCAGAUAUCCAACCUAAAGGUCCUUACACACUGGGGCUGACGCGAAUAUAGAACGCAAAAUUACAAAAUAUUAUGAGGCGAAUUUUGACGCCUGACUAUACACAUGAUUUUGUGACUUUCCGGGGGAAAAAGACGCAUCCCGGGGAAAGUCCUGCCUCCUUCGCCUCUGAUUGGUUGGAAAAGCUGGAAACGUCAUCACACUCUCAAGCCAAACGGUCAGCACUUAUAGCCAAUGAGAGGUGAUAAGAUAAGCACAUGAAACUAUUGUAACAACUGUUAGCUUACGUUAGCACAGAUGAAAGUUAAAACAAAGACGUUUAGCAAACUGUUAAAGCACACAAAACAUCAUCAUAUGAGAAAUCCGACGCUAUGACUCUCCACAAGUUGUCCUUCAGGUCGUUAUCUUUGUAAUGUUUGUGUCUCUUAUCAAAAAUCACUCUGUUCUCUGACACGUAAACAAUCAGCCGGUCGGCCAUGUUAGAUAUACCGGUGAAUCAGACGUCGCAACAACACGAAAUCUGAUUGGUCAGAAGUGGACACACAGUAUACGAAACUUUAGAAAAAUCAACCGUGAUCCGAAAAAAUUAAUUCUGCAAUAUCACAGGACGGGAAAAUAUCGCUGAUGUGAAUGCUUGUGUUGACAGGAUACGGGUUCUUAAAAAAAAAUAUUGACGUCUGAAAUAAUCGCACUAAAAAAACGCUCCUGGUGUGAAAGGACCUUAAAACUAACUUCACUGCGGUAUUUACAUGAAAAAACAUUUGUUGCUGAUUUUGUUAUAUACGCACAUGUGCCCCUAAAUACAUUUUACGAUACACACACAUCUAUAUUUAGUCGCAAAUGUGAGUGAAACAGUCACACUCUCGAGCCCUGUGAUCCCUCAAAAGUUCAAACCCUUAAAAGUUUUAAAAAGUGUUUAAUUUAUGCGACAUAUUUAAGUUUAAAUGAACCCAGUUUGAUAAACUUGUUGAGUCUGUAUCCAGAGUAGCUCUUAGUGCCUUAACUCAUGUGCCUCUCUGUAGCGGCCUCAUUAAUCCUCAGCAGGCUGUGUGGGCUGCAGUACGAGGAGAAUUAAGACGGAGCUAAUGUGCUGCGACUGUGCUGGUUCACACUGAGGUGCUCUCAAACUCGUGGGGGAGGACACACGAGGUAGCAGAGGCGGACGGAUUAAGUGUUUGAAACAAAGUCUGCUCCCUCUGAGAGGAUUUGGCAAAGAUUCGUACUCCUCGCUGACCUCGGCUCGGAGUCGUGUUCAGGGUUUCAGAUGUCGGUGAAAAUGUUUAAGCGUCUUUCUCGCUCUCUUUUCCAGACCUCGUCUCUGUCCCUGAGGGGAAUUCUCCAGCUCCUCCGCCAGGACGCCGCCAACUCCCCUCACCGCAGACGCAGGCCCCGAUUCGUCCGCCGGGCCGUUCGUCGCAUGAGACGAUGGGGUCUCAUCCCCAGACCCCCCUCCAGGCCGAGUCAGGCAUCGAGCUCCAACCAGCAGCAGACGGACGCCGCUCCUGCCGGUCAGGAACCCCCUCACUCCACCCCCACCAGCUCCUCAUCGGCCGUGGAGGCAGUCAACCAGCCGGUGCCUCAGAAACUCGGUUUAUUGGCUCAGACGGAGCAGCAGCAGCAGCAGGAAGCCCCGCCUCCUCUGCUCCCGCCGCCGACAGCUUCCCCGCCCCCGCCUCCGUACGCGCCCCCAGCUCCACCGCCAUCCACUCCUCCCGUCCCCCCCAGCAGCCCCUCUCUGGCCUCCAUCUUCCAAACUCUGGGCCUGAGUAUCUCCCUCUUCAGAGCCUCGCCCUCCUCUUCCUCCUCUUCUUCCACUAACUCCAUGCCCCUCUCCGCCUCGCCAUCCUUCUCCUCGUCCUCCUCAGACGACGAGGUCUUGCUCAUCCCUCUUUCCGAAGACACCACCUCAGAGGACGACGUACCCAUGCUCACCUGAACGAACCCCUCCCCCACCCAACACCCCUCUGUCGUCUUCUUCACCCGCUGAUUAAAAUCGAUCGUAUUCGCAUGGCGGCCGUUUUUCCGCGUCAUAAGCAGGAAGCUCAGACGCUCCCCGCCUCGAGAGGAAAGCGGCUUCCGCGCGAAUACGGCGACUCGAACCCCCCCCUAGUCUUUCCACGCUUGUUUGAACUUGAGCACAGGAGUGUGGCCCACAGCAAGACUCACCCCACACACACCGUGCAAGUCUGGUGCCUUUUUGAAAUUGAGUUGUGGACUUAACGGAAUCAAAGUAUUCGACUUUUUCCUCUUUCGUUAUUUUUCCAAGAGACCUCCUCGAGAAAAGUUUGAGACGCGAGCGCACGGCCGACCGCGACGUACCUUUGAGCGUCGGAUGUGCACUUAAAGAAACGCCAGGCUGCACAUUGAAGGUAAACUUUUGCACAGAAGAAUCUUCCCUAUCCUGAAAUGGAGGCAGGCUGCUGUCGGAUUGAAUGAUUAGAGUUUUUUCUUUUUUUUUUUAAUUUUAGAUGAUAUGAUGGAAAAUAUUGUGUUUGUAUGACUGCAUCGGUGUGAAUGCAUUAGCAUUUCAGUCUUAUGUUGACAGUGGAGUACGUUCGUAGACGUGGAUUAUCUCAUACUUCCGCCAUCUGCAUCCAGUCUCCCGUUUUAUCACGGAUGAUUUCUAGAGAAGCGAAUCAUUUCUCCCCUAUUUAAGUGCCUUUUGAGGAGUUCCCCCCCCUGUAGACGGUUUCGAAGAGUUUCGGAUUUUUCCUGAUUCUCACACUGCACACCGAAAAACACACAAAGGCACGUUUUUCUCACAUUACGGCACGCAUUGACACAUCAGAGGCUUUAUUAUAAGAGAAAAAGUAAACGCAUGUCUACUCUGCAAUAACUAUUUGGGACCCAUAUUUUCAUACUUAUACCUUGUCGUACCUUUCCCAAGUGAAUGUAUGUAAUCUACAAGUGUCAAAACGACAAUCCGGUGCCUGACUAUAGGACGUGUGUAUGUGUGUGUGUGUAGUGUGCACAGGAAGAUGAGGUGUAGAGGGCCCUGAUUUCAUAAACAACACCUCGACUUGAAUCUUCAACCCUUGAGGGGAACCGAUCACUACAGAUCUAUGGUGUGCCAUUUGUAUUAUUGUACAUUUUAUUGUGUUUUAUUUUUAACAGUUCCCUUAUUUCCUUUCCUCUGUUUUUUAGUUUCUGUUCUGCUUCGUUGAAUGUAUUUCGGGUCGACGCGGAGGUUUUAAAUUUGCAAAUGUCCGGAUGAUGUAAUUAAGAGAGAAAUUGAUUUUAUGGUUUAUUAGGGUCGACUUCACUGUAUAUAAGUAAAAAAAAAUGUGGCUGAGAUUAAACAAUUUGCACUUUUAA